UGACAGCAUGAACUGGAAAGUACAUAAAAUCUGAUUUCUAUUUUCUAUUUUCAAACCAUUAUAAAACAAAGUGUGAAAACCCAGUUACGCAGCCUUCGAUUCGUCAGCCAACGCCGGGGAUGGCCACCCUCUCCAAUCGCCGUCACACACUCCCGCAGGAUGACAUUGAUGGCCGGGCGAUAACUACAGACUCCAUUUCCACCAACUACCGCACGAUGCCCUACCUUGUCACCGAAAAAACUGUGCUCCAGCCUCACCUCGGUCGGCAAGAAUCUUUCCGCCGAAACAUUGGCCACGUUGCCGCAGAAACCUACUUGAUUACUCGCCUCGCCAUCACGCUUCUUCGGUACCUUGGGAUUGGUUACCGUUGGAUUACACAAUUACUUGCUCUUGGAUGUUAUGCCAUGCUACUUAUGCCCGGUUUUUUACAAGUUGCAUAUUACUAUUUCUUCUCACCCAAGGUACAGCGAAGCCUUGUUUAUGGAGAUCAGCCCAGAAACAGGUUCGAUCUGUAUCUACCAGCCGAUAUUGGUGAACCUAAGCCAGUUUUGAUAUUUGUAACCGGGGGAGCAUGGAUUAUUGGGUAUAAAGCAUGGGGUUCCCUUUUAGGACUACAGUUGGCAGAAAGAGGCAUUAUAGUGGCAUGCUUAGAUUACAGAAAUUUUCCUCAAGGGACUAUCAGUGACAUGGUAAAUGACACUUCUCAGGGAAUUUCCUUUAUCAUCAACAACAUAGCUAAUUAUGGAGGUGACCCUAACAGAGUUUAUCUAAUGGGACAAUCUGCCGGUGCUCAUAUUUCAUCUUGCGCUUUACUGGAGCAAGCAGCCAGAGAAACAAAUAAAGGAGAGAAUGUUUCUUGGAGCAUUUCCCAGAUCAAAGCUUAUUUUGGUUUAUCUGGAGGAUACAACUUAUUGGAUUUAGUGGAUCAUUUUGACAAUCGUGGCUUGUACCGUCGGAUCUUUUUAAGCAUAAUGGAAGGUGAAGAGUCUUUGAAGGUAUAUUCACCUGAAAUUAAAAUUCAAGAUCCAUGUCUCAAAAGUGCCAUUCCUCACUUCCCAUCAGUAUAUCUGGUCCAUGGAACUGCAGAUUAUUCCAUACCAUCAGUAGCGAGUGAACGGUUUGCUGAUGCUCUUAAGAAGGCAGGGGCAAGAGCUGAGUUGAUUUUAUGUGAGGGGAAGAGUCAUACAGAUUUGUUUCUACAAGAUCCACUCCGAGGAGGUAUUGAUUACCUAUUCGAGCAUGCAGUUGCCGUUAUACAUUCCAAUGAUAGUGAUGCUCUUACAAAGGACGCCUUUGCACCCCGAAGAAAACAGUUUGUUCCUGAGAUUUUAUUAAAGUUGGCCACCAAGAUAAGUCCCUUCUAAGUAUAAGCUUGUGAUCGUAGUGUUUGCUAUUCGAUUCCACAAUUCAAUAGUAUUCGACCACCUACCCAUUCAUGCUUUAAGAUGAAUUUCGUGAUAGAUAAAUGAACGGCUCUGUAAAAUUUCCAUAAAAAUCACGUAAUUCAACAAUUCCUUAAUUUUUAUUUUCACCAA
Molecule: messenger RNA, 1535 nt
Organism: Vigna unguiculata (cowpea)
Lineage: Eukaryota; Viridiplantae; Streptophyta; Magnoliopsida; Fabales; Fabaceae
Gene: ICME-LIKE2
Product: alpha/beta-Hydrolases superfamily protein
Source: RefSeq, a predicted model, not a curated record